GUGUAUAAAUCGAGAGUUUCGAGAGCUCAAAGACUCGCCUUUUCCGCUCCUUCUUCUUCGUAACAAUCGAAGCUGCUGGGAAAUUGCGAACUAGGAAUUAGGAAAAACCCUAAAUUGGGCUUUUUGGCAUCGGAUCUAAUUGCGCGAUUGGUUAUUUGUGGUACUGAACUCAAUGGUGGACAUGGUUCUUUAACGGAAAUAGUUGGGAAGGGGUUUGAUCUGUGAUGGGGUCAUUGUUGAGCUUGCCUAGUAACAGUAAUAUGGCUGCAGAGCAUGGUGGAGCAUCUCAGGUUGAAGCUUGCAAGAGGAUGAGGAUGUCUUCGGGUCACUAUGAUGAGUAUCCAAGACUCAUCCCUUGUCUGCCUGAUGAAAUCUCGCUUCAGAUUCUUGCAAGACUGCCUAGAAUACAAUACUUGAAUGUCAAAUUGGUUUCGAGGAGCUGGAAAGCUGCUAUCACUAAUUCUGAAGUCUUUCAGCUGAGGAAAGAACUUGGAACAACUGAAGAAUGGCUCUAUGUCCUGACGAAAACUGAAGAUAAACUGGUUUGGCAUGCAUUUGAACCACAGUCGGGAAAGUGGCAGAGGCUGCCACCAAUGCCCAAUGUUGUUCAUGAGGAAGAACCUAAAAGAGGUUUAUCUGGUUUCUGGAUGUGGAAUAUCAUUGGAUCGAGUUUGAAGAUUGGCGAUGUCAUUAGGAGCUGGCUUGGACGAAGGGAUGCAUUAGACCGGUUGCCUUACUGCGGUUGUGCUAUUGGAGCUGUUGAUGGUUGCCUUUAUGUGUUGGGAGGAUUUUCCAAGACCUCAACCAUGAAAUGUGUUUGGCAGUAUGAUCCUUGCACAAAUUUAUGGCAAGAGGUGAAUUCCAUGUCGACGGGCAGGGCUUUUUGUAAAACAGGCCUGCUGAAUAACAAGCUAUAUGUUGUGGGUGGGGUCAAUAAAAUUAGAAGAGGUGGCUUAACUCCUCUACGGUCAGCUGAAGUAUAUGAUCCCCGAACUGGUCUAUGGACAGAGGUUGCAAACAUGCCAUUCUCAAAAGCACAUAGCUUGCCUACCGCCUUUUUGGCAGAGAUGCUAAAGCCCAUUGCAACUGGCUUGACUUCAUAUCAGGGAAAGUUGUGUGUGCCACAGAGCUUAUAUUCUUGGCCUUUUUUUGUUGAUGUUGGAGGUGAAGUAUACGACCCCGAGACAAGCUCAUGGACAGAAAUGCCGGCCGGAAUGGGAGAGGGCUGGCCUGCUAGGCAGGCAGGGACUAAGUUGAGUGUUGUAGUGGAUGGAGAACUAUAUGCCUUGGAGCCUUCUAGUACUUUGGACAGUGGUAAAAUAAAGAUGUAUGAUCAUCAGGAGGAUGCUUGGAAAGUUGUUAUCAGAAAAGUUCCAGUUUGUGAUUUCACUGAUUCCGAGUCGCCGUAUUUGCUUGCUAAUUUUUUAGGGAAACUCCAUGUGAUCACAAAAGACGGUAAUAAUGGUACUGCAAUUUUGCAAGCCAACUUGCAGAAGCCUAUGCAAUAUGCCCCUUCAACUUCGUCUUCGUCCUCUGUUGAUAGUUCGGAUUCAUCAACAGAUGCAGAAAGUGACGCAGAAAAUGAUGUUUGGAAGGCAAUCGCAACGAAGAAUUUUGGUGCUGCAGAACUUGUUGGCUGUCAGGUCCUUGAUGUUUGAAUCUUUAAACUAUUACCUUCUUCAGUUGCAGGUAACCAAACAUAAGAAUUGCCAGACUGUUGCAGAGUUUUGCUGGCUUUUCAGGUAGUUGUAGGCUUAUUAAGAAGAAAAUAGGUGAUGUUAGAAUGUAGAGCCUAGCAAUGUACAGUGAAGAAGUACUUCAAAAAAUUUCUCAGCUGGUUUCUCUUUAUGAAGCUGCACCACUGGUGCUGUGCUACUGUAUAAUCAACUGAAAAGUGGCAUUUGCUUCUUAUCCUUGCUAUUCAGCCUUUUGAGGGAUGUUAUUUUGAUUUGUUAUGUAUUUGGACAUAAAUCUAUGUUGUAUUGUUGCUUGUAUUUCAAAAGAUGUUGUGGAAAGUUCAGGUAUAUGACUUCAGUUUCUAUACUUUAUGUAAUAAAUUUUCAGUCAGUUCAUUAU
Dioscorea cayenensis subsp. rotundata (Guinea yam) is the source of this 2076-nucleotide messenger RNA. Its product is annotated as F-box/kelch-repeat protein At1g22040-like. Lineage: Eukaryota; Viridiplantae; Streptophyta; Magnoliopsida; Dioscoreales; Dioscoreaceae. The record is from RefSeq and is a predicted model, not a curated record. Gene Ontology annotation, molecular function: protein binding.